UCGAUAUUGAAACAAACUGACCCAAUCUGGACGUCUCGCUUAUAACCACCACUGCGAUAUUAAAUCCAUGGAACAAAGCCCGUAUCCCUUCGCCUGAUAACGGUGAUGACAAUCACAGCCGAUAGCUUUUCGUUCAGCUAUCGCUCACGUCGGAAAAUCGAAGCUGAUGUGACAUGCGCAGAAACUGUGUCGUCUGCUAGCGGAGCCGCUUGCGCGUGGAAAGCGAGAUCAACAACGCUUUAUCGAAGACGGAGGCUGUCACUUGGAGCUUACCUGGAGCCACCUGGAGCCACCCGGAGUCCCUGGAGCAAUGAAGAACGAUGUAGAUAUGUCUUCUCGGGUGUUCAAGAACUAAGGGUGUAUUUUGGGGCAAUUCCACCCGCCCGGGAGCAUGGCAGACUGUUUGUCGGAGACGAGUACCCAUAAUGCAAUAGAAUUCUCCCGAAAUUCCACUUUGAUUGUGUACCGCUGUCGACAUCAGUUCUACCUCGCUUCCGGGAACUUAGUGCGCAUGUGCAGGAAUGGAACAUGGACAGGAUCGGAGCCAUCUUGUCUCGUAGACAGCGUCCUGCCCAAACAACUGCUCGUCCUUCUCAUCGUCGGGGUCACCGUGACCUUAUUCGCACUUUGCAUUCCACUCGACUUCUACCGGUUCCGGAAACGGAAACGGGAAUGCCGGGAAAAACAACAGCGUAUCAAUAUGAUGGUCCGGAUCCAACCCUUCCAUGCUAAAAUGAUGGGAAUCCAGGGAUCCAGCAUGGAGGAAGAGGAUCCACCGCCCAGUCGGAGUUUUGGCCUUGGAUCUCUGUUAGCUUUUUUCAGACUUGUCCGGAACAAGAGAAACCGAACAAAAAAGACGACUCCGUCUGAAACCCCCACAGAAGAAGAGAUUAAAAUCAACACCCCUUCUUCAACCAACACCCAGCCUGUUUUGAACCCCAAAGAGGAGCCCUCCGCCUCAAAGCCGCCAUUACAACCUAUCCUAGAAACCAGUCAGAAGAAAAAGACUUCCACUGAUGCUUCAGCAACGAGCAUAGAUCGAUUUGGGAACGAAAUCCCAAAUUUUCCGAGGGCAAAAUCUCUUGGAAGCGGAGUCGGGAAGACUGCUUCCAUACCAGUUACACCAAGGUCGGCAACAUUUACAGACUCACGAAGUUAUUUGUCGGAACAAAGGAGGAACAAUGUGCCAAGUAAGGGAAAUAACUCUUCAAAGGGAGACAACUCUCAUCAAGCCAAUGAGAAUGACAUGGAGAGAGGGGAGGAGAUUGUUGGUGUUGAAAGGUCGAAUACCAGACACCUUGCAACCAGGCCGUCCAAGAGCCUCGUUUUCAAUAACAGAUAUACUGUGACAACACGUGACUCGGACAGCGCCACCUCUCCAUGUAAGCCUCUUCCGUCUGUUGGUUCCAGCCCCAGUCAUUCGCCAUUAUGCGAGGUCAACAUGGGAUUUUAGUUUGAUGGGUUUUGUAGUUUUGGUUCUUUUUAAGUGAAAUUCCAAAUGUCAAACCAAUUGAACCAGUAUUUCGACAUGUGUAUUUCGUCAGUUGUUUCGACAAGAUAUUUUAUAGCAAUGUCGUGUCCAUUAAUAUAUUUAUUGAUAUAAAUGGACUCCCGUGAACCGUAGGACGGGAAGGAGAUUGUGUGAAUAUUGUUAUGUGAGUAAAAUUAGUUUACGAGCUAAGAGUACAGUAGCGCAUGUUUAUGAACUGUGUACAUAUUUGUGAUAUGUGUAAGUACACAAUGUUUUAAACACCGGGUCGACUUUCAUGCGUGUAUACUUGUGAGCAGAAACCCAUUAAUGUGAUCACGAAGACACCCGGUGUCGUGCCUGCAGUUCAAAGAGCAAGACGUCAGAUGACAAGAUAUGAAAGAAGGUCUCCAAUUCAAAUAAACGGUGAACGUUU
Messenger RNA from Haliotis rubra (blacklip abalone), 1904 nucleotides. RefSeq lists its product as uncharacterized. Bases 392 to 1453 code for a protein of 353 amino acids. The transcript has 3 exons. NCBI's taxonomy places the organism in Eukaryota, Metazoa, Mollusca, Gastropoda, Lepetellida, Haliotidae. The record is from RefSeq and is a predicted model, not a curated record.